Molecule: messenger RNA, 597 nt
Organism: Coccomyxa subellipsoidea C-169
Lineage: Eukaryota; Viridiplantae; Chlorophyta; Trebouxiophyceae; Coccomyxaceae
Product: dual-specificity protein phosphatase 6
Exons: 4
Biological process (GO): starch catabolic process; protein dephosphorylation
Cellular component (GO): chloroplast
Molecular function (GO): protein tyrosine/serine/threonine phosphatase activity; carbohydrate phosphatase activity; starch binding
Source: RefSeq, a predicted model, not a curated record
AUGCAGUGGUGCCACUUAAACCCCUAUGAGUACCACCCAGAGAGGGGCCUGUACUACCACGAAGUAGCGUCCAACCUGCUCUGCGGAUCCCAGCCGCAGACGCCGGCAGAUAUCGAGCACCUCCAUGCAGAGGGCGUGACAAACAUCGUGAACCUGCAAGAGGACAAGGACUUUGCGUACUGGGGCGUUGACUUUGAGGCCUACCGCCGCCGCGCUACAGAGCUAGGCAUGUUCCUCGACCGCCGCCCGAUUGUGGACUUUGAUGGGGAGAGCCUGCGGCGGAGCCUGCCGCGGAUCGUGCUGGCGAUAGCAGGCGCGCUGUCUGUGGGCGGCCGCGUGUACGUUCACUGCACGGCCGGUCUCGGACGCGCGCCGGCUGCAUGCAUCGCCUGGCGCUACUGGUUCGGUGGCAUGCAGCUUGACGUGGCGUACACGGCGCUGACGGCGAUCCGGCCAUGCGGCCCGAAGCGCGACGCGAUUCGGGCAGCCACGUACGAUUUGCUCGACAGCCGCGGAUGGCACGAGUUCCACAACCUGCCCUCCGACGCGUACGCGUGCCUCAACGACGAUGACCGCACUCGGCUGCAGCAACGCCUG